This is a messenger RNA of Fraxinus pennsylvanica, 558 nucleotides long. Lineage: Eukaryota; Viridiplantae; Streptophyta; Magnoliopsida; Lamiales; Oleaceae. The record is from the annotation of a GenBank genome assembly.
AUGGCUGGUGUAUUGAAAACCCUAACUGUCCCGCGCGCCUCCGCUCUCCAGUCAGCCUCACUGGCUCCGGUAACCGGAGGUUCCUUUUCUCUCCGAAGCUCCGUCAAAUUAGCCGAGUUUAGAGGUCUGAAGAUCCAUCUGGCUCGAUCAUCCGCAUCGCUGAAUUUACGUUCAAAACUACCUUGCCGUGGUAGUCGAAUCGUCUGCGAGGCGCAAAAGACAGCUGAUGAAGUGCCUGGUAUUAAGGAUUCAGCAUGGAAGUCCCUUGUACUCGAGUCCGAUUUACCUGUUUUAGUUGAAUUUUGGGCACCAUGGUGUGGGCCAUGCCGCAUGAUCCACCCGGUCAUUGAUAAGCUGGCUAAGCAAUAUGCUGGAAAGCUUAAAUGCUACAAGGUUAAUACGGAUGAGAGCCCUAGUAUCGCUAGCGAUUAUGGAAUCCGAAGCAUUCCAACUGUUUUAAUUUUCAAGAACGGAGAGAAGAAAGAUGCAGUCAUUGGUGCAGUUCCAGAAUCCACAUUGACAACUUGCAUAGAAAAAUUUGUGCAGAUUGGUAAGUAG